AAAAGUCCCAAGCUAGCACCAACUAUUUUGAUGCCGGUUCUUGUAUUAUUUACAUUUAACAUUUACCAAUGCGCUCUUGCAGUUCUUACAUAGAACACCGUUAUCGAUAAUAAAGAAUGUGUAGUGGAUAUCUGGAGCAGUACGAACGAUCAAAAUCUCCACGAUUAUGAAAUUGUCGAGGCGGUUCUCGUGUACCAAUUUGUCGGUGAUUGUAAUUAUUUCAUUUGUAACAGGUGUUGUGGGCCAAGAAAAAAUUUCGAUUGCUUUUGAUUUAGAUAAUAAACUAGACGGAGACUUACCAUCUGAUGUCAAAGUUCAGAAAACAACCAGUACACCUAAAUACGAGCAAACGUCCAAACAGUCUUCGAAAGUACUUGAAAAAUACGUCUGCCCUGGAAAUGAAGUGUCUCGACCCUUCUUCGCACUGCCAUGCUCAAUAAAUAAAGACUGCUCUAUAUUUGGAAAGAGCAUCUUGUGCUGUGACAAAAAAUGUACACAAGGUGUUAAACCUCCUAAACCGGUGACAACACAUUCACCUACUCUGUUUGGUUUUGUUCAACAAACGUGUCCAAGUGAACCGCUUGCCGAAAUAUGGGAAAUCAAACAAUGCAUAACCGAUAAAGAAUGUGAACCUAGAAUUUGCUGUCCGGAAGCAAUAAAAUCAGGAGAAAAUAUUAGUUACUGCAGAACCGCGCAACCUCUAUGGGAAAAAAUACCAGCACCCAAACAGUUCGUGGACCCCAUUCGCACUCUAGUUGGAUAUAUGCAGUGUACGCCACCACCUCCACCUUUGUUGGACCUUUUUCCAAAACCUUGCGAAACUCCACUGGAUUGUUUUCCAAAUUUGUGUUGCCAAGAAGGAGGAAAGAGAUACUGCAGACCUCCCAAGAGAUCGUUGUUGACACUCAUUGCAGGAAUUGGUCAGAGAAUAAUUCCCACUGAUGCCGCAAAGGAGUUUAUCAAGAGAAUAUCGUAGAUUUUUCAAUAAAAAUUGAAGAGUUUUUCUAGUCUUACGAUACCACCAGCCGUGUGAACAAGACAA
Psylliodes chrysocephalus is the source of this 1042-nucleotide messenger RNA. NCBI's taxonomy places the organism in Eukaryota, Metazoa, Arthropoda, Insecta, Coleoptera, Chrysomelidae. The record is from the annotation of a GenBank genome assembly.